Acanthoscelides obtectus is the source of this 3110-nucleotide messenger RNA. NCBI's taxonomy places the organism in Eukaryota, Metazoa, Arthropoda, Insecta, Coleoptera, Chrysomelidae. The record is from the annotation of a GenBank genome assembly.
CAUAAUCGCUAUUCGUGAUUGUCAGCGAUACGGUGCGAUCCUCUGAUCUGAAAUUCGAUAAUUUCGGCGGGCAAGUGUCGUGAGAAUCCGGUGUCCAUGAGAUACAGAACCCGGGCGAACAGGGAAAUCAUUCAAAUACAGUUCCGAUCCAAUCUGCUGCUGCGAAGAUCGAUCUGAGUUGCGAAACUCUUUUUUAUUUUUUCGGUUGUGAGCUUUACUUAGAUCCUACAGUAUUUAUUUCCGUUCUGUAUUAAAUCGCAAGGAUGGCAAUUUUUGCGAAACGCAUCCCACCAAGACUGAUAGCUUUAGCGGUAUUAUUUUACCUUGUCGUUCCGUUAAAUGGUCAAGAUGUACCUGAUUCCAAUUCAUACGAACCAUUUAUCCAUGUGCCAACCAAUCCAGUUCCUCCACCAGUCAAAAAUUCAUUCUCAUGGGAAGAUUACUCUGUCCUAGCAGCCAUGUUGAUCAUAUCCUGCGGUAUAGGAGUGUUCUAUGGAUUUUGCGGACCGAAACAUGAAAACUCUGAAGACUUUUUAUUGGGCGGUAGUUCCAUGGGUACAUUCCCGAUGGCCAUGUCAUUGGCUGCCAGUUUUGUGACUGCCGUGGAACUACUGGGUAACCCUGCUGAGAUGUAUACCCAUGGGAGCCAGUUUUGGAUGAUUUGUAUUGCAUUUGUGUUAGUCGUACCUUUGUCUUGCAGAUAUUACCUACCGGUAUUUAUCAAUUUGCGUCUGACAAGUUCUUACGAGUAUUUCUCUCUACGUUUUUCACCGACUACGAGAUACAUCGCAGCAGGAUUAUACGUUUUUCAAAUGGUGCUUUACACUAGCGUAGCAGUUUAUGCUCCGGCGCUUGCUCUUAGCAAAGUUACUGGAUUAAACGUCUACGUAGCUGUUACGGCUGUAUAUGCAGUGUGUAUUUUCUACUCGUCUCAGGGAGGCAUGAAGGCCGUUAUCAUCGCUGAUACUUUCCAAGCUGCAGUACUAAUUGGUUCAUUGUUCCUAAUAGUGUAUUUUGGUGAGAAAUUCCUCGGAGAUCGUGGGGUUAUUUGGUCGCAGAGUUUCAACAGUGGUCGACUUGAAUUAUUUGAUUUAGAUCCAAAUCUGACGGUAAGGCACAGUUUCUGGUCUGUCGUCAUAGGAGGAACAUUUUACUGGAUGACGAUGUUUUGCUCUAACCAAGCCUCCACUCAGAAGUACAUGUCCGUUCAAAGCCAGAGUCAAGUGAAAAAAGCAAUUUGGACGUCAUGCUUUGGAUUAAUAAUAAUAUACUCAGUAAAUUUCUACACUGGAAUGAUUAUGGUGGCUCACUAUAAGGAUUGCGAUCCCAUUAAAUCUGGUGAAAUAAGGGCAGCUGAUGAGAUCCUUCCUUUGUAUGUCAUCUCUACGAUGGGUCACCUUAAAGGCGUUACCGGUUUCUUCGUUGCCGGCAUUUUUGCUGCUAGCCUGGGGACCGUUGCUUCAGCUCUCAACAGCCUUUCUGCCGUUACUAUACAGGAUUUUCUUCACUCCGCUCUUGGGAUACAUCUGCCUGACAAGAAAGGCGCUUAUACAGCGCAACUUUUGUCUGUUCUCUAUGGAGCCAUAAGUUUUGGACUGGUUUUUGUAAUCGCUAACCUGGGCAGCAUAAUGCAAGUUGCAAUCAGUUUCAACGGAAUGGUUGGAGGUGUAACCCUAGGACUUUUCUCUUUAGGAAUGUUUUUCCCUUGGGCUAAUUCAAAGGGUGCGAUCUUCGGAGCUACGGUGGCUACAUGCCUUAUCACCUUGAUGUGCAUAGGGCAACAAGUUGCUAUAGCAAAUGGGACAUUCGAGGAGCAAGUGAAGCCCACAAGCAUCGAAAACUGCUGCUGUCUGAAUAUUACGAAAAUAGGGACUAAGGACAUUAUACCCAACAGCGAAGGAAUUUUCUUCCUAUACCGCAUCUCCUACAUCUGGUACUCGGGCUUUGGCUUCCUGAUCACGGUGAUCCUAGGCCUGAUAGGUUCGGUAGCAACAGGUGCAACCAAUCCUGGUGACGUCGACGAUCGACUACUGUCACCUCCGUUGAGGGAUUUUCUCCAUUCACUCUCCAAUACGACCAAAGAGCACCUCAACAUCCCACUCAAAAAAGCCAGCUUCAGAAAGGGGACGAUAUCAAUGAUAUCGGGCAAUAAAGUGAGGGAGGCGUCGGUGAGGGUCGUGGAUAUUGAAAUUGGGCAUAUCAACGAGCAGAUCAAAAGGAAGAUACGUAAAAUCUCAGCGCCAUCGUAAUAUUCUACGGUCUUGUUCAGCAGUGGAAGUGAGGAAUGCAGUUUAGUGCCUUUUCAAUCUAAAAUCAAAUUAAUUUGUGUUUAGACGUUAGCAGAGCGUAUUACGUGUAGUAGGCAUUUGAAGGAUUUGAGUCUUACUGAUCCAAUUUCAGAUUUUAUGAUUAUCUUAGAAAAUAUUUUUCUAGAAAUCUAACCUAGAUACUAAUAAAAAUUUAUUUUAUCAAAAAUCUAGUGUUGGUUGGAUCUGGAGUCAUAAUUAUUCGGAGAUAUAAACCUAAAGCAUAAAGAACAUAACUCUGAACCCAAGGAGAAUGGAAAUUAUGGCCUCCAGGCCAACAGUAAUAAGUGGAGAGUGUAACACCUGAAUCUUAUCAAAUCAAGGAUAGUGUCAGACAGCAUUUAGUACAUUAUUUUGUAUGAACCAAUUGAGGGCUAAGUUUUUUCGAUGAUUUUAGCCCAUUGAGCGACAUGUCCUUCAAAAUGGUCGUCGACGUGGUUUGUAUGGUCUCUACGUCGACAUACCGCUGUUCUUACCGAACAGAAAAUAGGCACACGGUGCCAUAUCCGGAGAAUAUAGGGAGCGGUUGAUGGUCAAAAUGCAAUUGUAUGCCAAAAAGUCGGACACGGCGAAAUACGCAACAGCAAACGCCUCAUAACACCACCGGUGGAACGAAUUCUUUAUGAACAAUUCCCUUCUGAUCGUAGAAACAAAUUGUUUUCAUUUUGGACUUUUUAAAAGUUCCUGUACUUUUUCGUCGGUUUCUGGCGUAAGCACAAAUUUUGGCUGGCCAACAUGUAGCCAAAGCCAAAGAUGUGGCUAUCCAACGCUAGUCUCCGAUAAUAGAGGGCGCUACUUGUAUCG